AUGCAGCUCCCACGAGCUGGGAUGACGUCCCGGGAGACUUCUCCCAAAGAAGCCCUCGGUUUCCGAGCCUCGGCUUUGACUUCUCCCAAAGAGGGCCGCACGGUCGGAAAGCAGUCGAUGCUUUCGCGAUAUUUCGCAUCAAAGCGUACUUCGCCAUCGCCAGAGGAUCGUGUUCAAGCAAGCUUGGCAGACGUCGCAGAUGGUGCUUGCAGGACGCUUCAUCAAAGCUCACAGCGCCAUAAGCCUUGCGCGAGGCAAUUGCUCGAAGGUUUGCCGCAAGCAGACCGACAAGAAACUUUGACCUGGAUGGCACAGGCAUUCGAGGUCAUGAGCUUUCCGGAUACUUUGCUGUUCGAUACAGCAAUGUUGCUGGAUCGGUACUAUGCCAGCCUGCCCAAGGAGGACUUCAAUACUGCAGAAUCGCAAAGAAGGCUGUUGGCAGCCGUUUGUGUGGCGCUGAAAACUGGAUCCAACGUAGAACCGCAGCUGCCGCUGCGACAGGUGGUUGCGCAUCUGGGGCACGACGAGGUUCCCUUUGACGAUGUCAUUGCCGCUGAGCUUGUCAUCCUGAGGAAGCUUAGGUUUGACGUGGGUACGCCGACUUCACGAGACUUCCUAGAGGCGCUUGGUGCCAGGCUGAGCAAUUUCCAAGCGCCUGAUCGAGCCCAACACUUGGCAGAUUUCUUGCUGCAGCUGUCCCUGGCAGAUGCUGGUUUGCAUUACAGGUAUCCGCACUCGAUGCUGGCUGCUGCAGCCCUGCUUCUGGCCCUCUCGGUAACCUGCGCUCCAGCAGCCGCGCAGACGGCGAUAUUGGAGGACCUGGAGUUGCACUUUCCAGAGGCCGUGGAUCAACAUACCACUUUGGCAAACUGCGGACGUGAUUUGCAGUCACUCUGGCUCAUGACUUUUGCCAACCAAGAGAACAUGUACCUGAAUCAUAUCCGCCUGAAAUUCUCGCGUGCCAACUAUCGUUCAGUUUCGACGCUUCGGCCUCCGGGGGCACCCAUCGCGAUUGUCCCCAGCAAGGCUCCAGGAAUGCCUGGUGUUGGGCAGCCGGAGGAGCAACAGGCAGCACUCCGCCCUUCCAAGCCAAGUCUGGACAGUUCUGUGAUACCUCGUCACGAUGAGAGCGCUGCCAAGCAGGGACCAAUUUCAUUCUGCCUUCCUUGUGGGCGCAUUUGGAAGCUUCCAGAUCCGCACAACGGGCUCUGUACGCACUGCGGGAGCCAGGUCGAGGUGGUCGAUCCCGAGGCACAUCCUGCAUCUCAGUUGCAAUGGGCGACUCUUCUGUCUGCAAGGCUCCGGAUCCUCUCGCAGGCUUCGUGGAAGGUCCGCGGCAUCGCUGAGCACACUUGUCCCCCUGACAUCAGGCACUUCCCGAACAACUCUCUCGUUCAAAGCUUGCGAGCAUCGAAGGCUCGUACAUAUGCUGCUAACAAGAUGACAUCGAAGAUCUGCAGUGCUGAUAGACGGCCGCGUGCUGCUUCUUGGUGCGGGCAGCGUCUUUCUGCAAGGACGGUUGUGCCAGCUCAAGAGUGA
Molecule: messenger RNA, 1539 nt
Organism: Symbiodinium sp. CCMP2592
Lineage: Eukaryota; Dinophyceae; Suessiales; Symbiodiniaceae
Source: the annotation of a GenBank genome assembly